Molecule: messenger RNA, 706 nt
Organism: Portunus trituberculatus (swimming crab)
Lineage: Eukaryota; Metazoa; Arthropoda; Malacostraca; Decapoda; Portunidae
Exons: 3
Coding region: 161-472 (103 amino acids)
Source: RefSeq, a predicted model, not a curated record
CCUUAGUAACCACGGCGGGCCUGGCGCUUGGUAUCUUCUUCAUCGUCACCUCUAUCGCUCUCUAUGCUUACUAUUACUCCGAGGCAGACCAAGCCAAGCGUUCUGACAGAAGUUGGGAGCACAAGGGAGGAAAGAUAACGGGCUGCCGGACACGUCUCGAAUGGUGGGCGUGCUGGGGCUGCUGGAGGAGGCGUGGGCGGGCUACGGCGUGAAGGAGCAGGCGUGUAGGAGGCGUGUGUCCUGCGAGGCUGAGCUGUGGGUGUCUCAAGGGGUCACCACGCCUUCAGCUGUCCUAUUGUCACGUCUGAUUGGGCAAAUCACGUACGACGACCUGGUGGAGGUGUCCGUGAGCGAGGCAACGGAGGUUUGGGCAUUACGUCAGGCAGCGGAGCGUGGCAGAGCGGAACGAAACUGCCGGGCGUACGAACAACAGUGUCCCAACGUGUCCAUAACGAGCAUCCGUAAAAAAUAAGGGUUUGGGACACGGAAGGGAUGACGGGCUGACUCACCACUGACAGACUGACCUACUCUCUCUCUCUCUCUCUCUCUCUCUCUCUCUCUGGAAGGGUGUUAUUUUUUCCCCGUCAUCUUUCUAUUCAUAUUUUCUUGUUCAUUUGUGUCUAUUUAUUUAUUUUUUUCAACUACAUAACAUACAUGGCUGUUCUCUGACUUUCUCUGUCCAUGUUUGUUUAUCUGUCUGUCUGUC